GGGGCGGGGCCAGAGCGUCCCGGGCCCCGCGUCGGGUUCAAGUGGCCGUCACCGGAGGCAGAGGACGGGGAAGGGGUGCAGGCGAUGGUUCCAUCGCUGCGUUUCUUGGGUGGUGCCUGCGGACUGGCCCGCGGGGAGUUCCCCGGGGGCUUCCUCCGGGAGGGAGGGCUGGCGUCCGGGCAGCCUCCUAAGUCCUGGAUUUCCAGCUCUUUUGACAUCGUCGUGGUCGGUGGAGGAAUCGUGGGGCUCGCCUCCGCCAGAGCGCUCAACCUGCGAUAUCCUGCGCUUUCAGUCGGUGUUCUCGAAAAGGAGAAAGAUUUAGCUGUUCACCAAACUGGACAUAACAGUGGUGUAAUACAUAGUGGAAUUUAUUAUAAACCCGAAUCUCUGAAGGCUAAACUCUGCGUACAAGGUGCAGCCCUCAUCUAUGAGUAUUGUAACCAAAAGGGGAUUUCCUACAAGCAGUGUGGCAAGCUAAUAGUAGCUGUUGAACAAGAAGAAAUUCCCAGACUUCAGGCUUUAUAUGAGAGGGGCCUGCAGAAUGGCGUCCAGAGCUUGAGACUGAUCCAGCAGGAGGAAAUAAAAAAGAAGGAGCCAUAUUGUAGGGGUCUAAUGGCUAUUGAUUGUCCAUACACUGGCAUUGUGGAUUAUCGGCAGAUAGCUUUGUCAUUUGCCCAUGAUUUCCAAGAAGCAGGUGGCUCUGUUAUGACCAAUUUUGAAGUAAAAGAAAUUGAAAUGGCCAGAGAAAGCCCACCCAGAAGUAAAGAUGGGCUGAAAUAUCCAAUUGUGAUAAAGAAUACAAAGAGAGAAGAAAUUCGAUGUCAGUAUGUUGUGACAUGUGCAGGACUUUACUCAGACCGUAUUUCAGAGUUGAGUGGCUGCAGUCCUGAUCCUCGAAUUGUACCAUUCCGGGGGGAUUACCUGCUUUUGAAGCCUGAAAAAAGCUAUCUUGUAAAAGGAAAUAUUUACCCAGUCCCAGAUAGCCGGUUUCCUUUCCUAGGAGUUCACUUUACGCCAAGGAUGGAUGGCAAUGUUUGGCUAGGGCCUAAUGCAGUACUUGCUUUUAAACGGGAAGGUUACAGACCCUUUGACUUCAGUGCCAGAGAUGCUAUGGAUGUAAUUAUCAAUAGUGGCUUGAGUAAACUGGCUUUCCAGAAUUUCUCCUAUGGAGUUAAUGAAAUAUAUAAAGCCUGUUUUCUUGGUGCAACAGUGAAGUACCUUCAAAAGUUUAUCCCUGAAAUUACUACCAGUGACAUACUUAGAGGUCCAGCUGGGGUCAGAGCCCAAGCCCUGGACAGAGAUGGAAAUCUAGUGGAAGAUUUCAUAUUUGAUGGAGGAGCUGGGGACAUUGGGAAUCGCAUUCUUCACGUGAGAAAUGCACCUUCCCCUGCUGCCACUUCUUCCCUCGCAAUUUCUGAAAUAAUUGUAGAUGAAAUACAGCAAAGAUUUGAAUUUUAACUAAUGAAAAGAGCUAGAUACGCAUUAUAAUGUCCACACCAGCCACAAGAAUGUACUGUAUUAAUUGUGUUUUUAACUGUGAUUUAAGAAAAUGGUUUUAGCUGGGCGUGGUGGCGCACACCUGUAAUCCCAGCACUUGGGAG
Molecule: messenger RNA, 1601 nt
Organism: Fukomys damarensis (Damara mole-rat)
Lineage: Eukaryota; Metazoa; Chordata; Mammalia; Rodentia; Bathyergidae
Gene: L2hgdh
Product: L-2-hydroxyglutarate dehydrogenase
Exons: 11
Coding region: 85-1458 (457 amino acids)
Molecular function (GO): (S)-2-hydroxy-acid oxidase activity; (S)-2-hydroxyglutarate dehydrogenase activity
Source: RefSeq, a predicted model, not a curated record